UGCUUAUUUACACCGUGAAUAUGACUGACUGACUUGGGAAUAGGUGAAAGAUAUGUCACUAGCAACGUUCAAAUCGCCAACCCAGCAACGGGUGUGUUUGAAUAUGUUGGAGCGAAGUAUCGUUACUUCACCACCCCGCACGGUAAGCGAUCUUCCCGAAAGUCUGCAUAUGUAAACACUUUCUAAGAACUCAUAAAUAGGGCUCCGCAUCAUGACAUUUGGUGUUUUAUUCGAUUUCACGGGAAAUUCCAAUGUCUCGAAGAUUAUCAAAGCAGCCGAUAUGGUAAAGCAACAAUGGUUUUUGGAUGCUGUGAAUCAACCUGAACCAAUUGAUGUCUUCCUCCUCAUCGGACAUAACCCAAUCAGAACGACGGAUUACUCGAGCACAUUUGGGCUUCUUCAUAAAACCAUCAGAACAUUACGUCCUGAUACUCCAAUUCAAGAGUUUGGUGGUCAUAGCCAUAUCAGAGACUUUCAAGUUUAUGAUGAUAGGAGUACGGGUCUUGAAUCUGGUAGGUUCACAGUUUGGGAAAAUAAUGAGAUAUUCUAACGAAGAGCAGGACGAUACUGUGAAACUUUAGGAUGGCUUUCCAUGAGUGGUAUCAACUCCUCAACCUUCACAGGCAACGUCUUUCCACGUGGAGUAGCAAACCCAACUCGUCCAGCCACCAACACAUCCACAUCCGGAAUCGUCUACUCACGCAGAUACCUCGAUUGGAACCGAGCCACCUUUGCGUACCACGCAACCAGUUCUCAGGACGAGACCUUCGACUACCACAGCGGUCUCCGAGUUUCCGGCGAAGUCACCAAGAUUCGCAAACAGCUCAAUCUCAGCUCGCUCUACGGUUGUGCGCCAGCAACCUACUGUUUAUCCUGCAAACCUUUCGGUGACCCAGGGAAUAUCUUCAGCCUCAUCCCCGUAGCCCUUGGAGCAACAGUCAUCAACCAAGACCGCGCUCAAAUCCCUCGCUACAUCCUCAUAAACUCAGGAAGUAUCCGUUUCGACCUGGUCAAGGGGCCCUUUACCUACGACGACUCGUUCAUCGUGAGUCCCUUCAACGACACCUUCCAGUACAUCAAAGAAGUCCCCUACGAGAUGGCGGUCAAGGUCCUGAAUAGUAUGAACGGCGCCACUCUCCCUGACAAACGGAGCUCUCCCAACCAAUUAUUUGGGUCCAUGCCCCGUCUCGCGGAUAGAACAUGUGCGGAUCCCAUUCUCAGCUCCACGGCGACGCUCAAAACGCGCGGUAUUCACCGCAGACAGACGAGCGUGACGCUGGGCUACGUGACAUCGGACGACUUUGGGACGGACGGGGAUGACACCGUGCACAGCAAGAUCCCGAAUUUUCGACAGCCCAACUACAUCCAGGGUAACGGGUCGUUCCCGGUGGAUGGCACGACGCCGGCGGUGGUGGAUGUCGUCUUCUUCGACUACUUUGCGAAUGUGGUGGUGAGUGUUUCGAAUGCCAUGGGCGCUUCUUAUACCAUGGCGGAUGUGGACCAGUAUGUGGGUGUCUAUUCGGCGCAGAAUUAUCUACCCGAUUAUGCCAAAUUGCAUUGGCAGGAGAAUAUGCCUGCUUGUCCCGUGGGUCAGGGUGUGGGGUAUCCGGAUCGGAAAGUUUAGAGUUGAGGAUGGGAGUUUGGAUGGGAGGGUUGGAGGGACUCUAUUUUUGGAUGGACGGCGUCAUGCUCUCACGAAG
Hymenoscyphus albidus is the source of this 1700-nucleotide messenger RNA. The record is from the annotation of a GenBank genome assembly. Lineage: Eukaryota; Fungi; Ascomycota; Leotiomycetes; Helotiales; Helotiaceae.